UGCAUUCUCUAAAUUAGCUUUAUUAAUUAUAUUUAUAUAGUUAUAUAUAAUGUUAAUUCUUAAGUGACCUGCUGUAAGUUGAAAUACGGUUCGGUUAGGGGAACCUGAUAGCAGAUUACCGAAUGUGCACUUAUGGACCCUGGAUCACAGGAUCACCAGCCGCAGACCAUCGCUCACACUCCAUGUGCUACUCCAGGUGGCUGGUGUUCCACGUGACACCCCACCAACUCCCACCUACACCUGCCAAGUCCACCAAAUCCACCAUCCACCCGUCGGCACCUGCCAGAUCUCAGUCGUCCCCCCGCAGCUGCCCCCGCAGUCAGAACCCGUAUUUAAACCCUAGCACGGGACCAUACCCGUUUUCGGAGGUGUUUUGGUGGGUAGAUGCCCAAUUAAGCCGAGAUGGUGCACCAAACGGGACAAUGGACGAUGCCAGACCAUCGCGGGUGGGGAGCUCGACGGUCCAGGGCCUGUUGGUCCAUUUACUCUUCCUUUUCGAGCAAUUGCCCUAUGCUCACAAAUUUCCUAAUUAGGAAGUAUCUAUCCUGUCGAUAAAAC
Molecule: messenger RNA, 558 nt
Organism: Suhomyces tanzawaensis NRRL Y-17324
Lineage: Eukaryota; Fungi; Ascomycota; Pichiomycetes; Serinales; Debaryomycetaceae
Exons: 1
Coding region: 123-533 (136 amino acids)
Source: RefSeq, a predicted model, not a curated record